AUGGUCAAGGAGACAAAACUUUAUGAUAUGCUUGGAGUAUCUCCAACCGCUAAUGAGCAGGAAUUGAAAAAGGGAUAUAGAAAAGCUGCUUUAAAAUACCAUCCAGAUAAGCCAACAGGGGAUACUGAAAAGUUUAAAGAGAUAUCAGAAGCUUUUGAAAUUUUAAACGACCCUCAAAAGAGAGAAAUAUAUGACCAAUACGGUAUCGAAGCUGCCAGAUCAGGUGGUCCAAGCUUUGGUGCAGGAGGUGCCGGUGGUCCUGGAGGCGCCGGUGGGUUCCCUGGAGGCGCUGGCGGAUUCUCUGGCGGCCAUGCUUUCAGCAAUGAAGACGCUUUCAACAUAUUUUCGCAGUUCUUUGGUGGCAGCUCCUCAUUCGGUGGUGCAGAUGAUGGAGGAUUCAGUUUCUCUGGCUACCCAUCUGGCGGUGGUGCUAAUAUGGGGGGUAUGCCAGGUGGAAUGGGAGGCAUGCCAGGUGGAAUGGGAGGUAUGCCAGGUGGCAUGGGAGGAGGCAUGGGAGGCAUGCCCGGUGGUUUCAGAUCAGCAUCGAGCUCUCCCUCAUAUCCGGAAGAAGAAACAGUCCAAGUCAAUCUGCCAGUUAGUCUAGAAGACUUAUUUGUUGGCAAGAAGAAAUCGUUCAAGAUUGGGAGAAAGGGUCCACACGGAGCAUCCGAAAAGACGCAAAUUGAUAUUCAAUUAAAACCCGGCUGGAAAGCUGGUACAAAAAUAACGUACAAAAAUCAAGGUGAUUUCAAUCCACAAACAAAUCGCAGAAAAACUUUACAAUUUGUUAUUCAGGAAAAGAGUCAUCCAAACUUUAAAAGAGAUGGCGAUGACUUGAUUUACACUUUGCCACUAUCUUUCAAAGAAUCACUACUAGGCUUUUCAAAAACUAUUCAAACAAUCGAUGGUAGAACCUUACCAUUGUCAAGAGUGCAACCCGUUCAACCUUCGCAAACUUCUACGUACCCUGGCCAAGGUAUGCCAACCCCAAAGAACCCAUCUCAGAGAGGUAAUUUGAUUGUAAAAUAUAAAGUGGACUACCCAAUAUCGUUAAAUGACGCCCAAAAACGUGCUAUAGAUGAAAAUUUUUGA
Saccharomyces eubayanus is the source of this 1092-nucleotide messenger RNA. It is a transcript of the gene SIS1, whose product is annotated as type II HSP40 co-chaperone SIS1. Gene Ontology annotation, biological process: translational initiation. The coding region runs from base 1 to 1092 and encodes 363 amino acids. The transcript has a single exon. Gene Ontology annotation, molecular function: protein-folding chaperone binding. The record is from RefSeq and is a predicted model, not a curated record. Gene Ontology annotation, cellular component: cytosol. NCBI's taxonomy places the organism in Eukaryota, Fungi, Ascomycota, Saccharomycetes, Saccharomycetales, Saccharomycetaceae.